GAGACUAUAUGGUUCUGCAAACAGUGCGUGGUCCAGAGGAGGCGGGAGAAAACAACUGUUACGGAAGAAUCAAUUCGACAAAGCAGCCUCCACGUCUUCAACAGAGAAACACCCUUGUAUCCCAGCUGGUGAAGCCCAGUGGGAUAAUGUGGGUUCUGGACAAGAUCCGUGGGUCAGUAGAGACCACUGUUCUCCGGCGGGGGGAGAAUGGGGUCAAGGACAGCAAUACUCCAGUCUACAGCAACGUCCUCACCCCUGAUAAGAUCCCUGACUUUUUCAUUCCCCCCAAGCUGGUCUGCUGUCCCCCAGAGCCUGAGACCCUGGACGUCGUCAAGCCGAAGGAGGGGCUGCGGCCCUCGACUUCUGAGCAGACCAUUGGCAGUAAGAAAAUCAGCAGCCCUCGCAGCCCGCGUCUGGUUGCCAAGCUAGCUGGGGACACCAAGAACCUGUUGAGGGCCGCCAACCGUCACAUUAUCCAGAUAGAGAGCGCUGAUGACAUGGUGGCAGGGGACACCAAUGCUGACCCUCAGUCUCAGACCGCUAUGUCACUGCCCUACGUCCCCAAGACCCAGACUUCAUAUGGUUUUGCCACUUUGAUGGAGAGCCCCCACACCCGCCGCAAGGAGUCCCUUUUCCACUGUGACCAGACCAGCCCCCUGACCUCUCCCAACUCCCAGAGGAAGGGGAAGAGCAGCGUCAGCGAAUGCAACCACCUCAACCCACCUGACUUCAACGCCUCUCACAACCCAUACCGCUACUUUAGUGGAGGGGAGAGUGAUACCUGUUCCUCGGCUGAGUCCUCUCCCUUCAACUCCCCACUUCUCUCCCGCUCUGCCUCGCUGCUCAAAGUCUUCACCCACGAGACACAGGCAAAGGUGGUGAAAGCCAAGAGGACGUUUGCCCGCCACAGCUCCUUGUCCACAGACGAGUGCAGCUCAACCGAGCCCAGUCCCAAUGUGCUGCGACGGCUCCACUCUUCUUCACUCCAUGGCGGUGGGCCGUCGGACCGGGAGCACACCGUCAACCUACACAAGGGCGGCAGGGUGAGGCUCAGCGCCGACUACGAUGCUGGCACGGCCCGCCUGCGCAUUCGCAUUCUGGCUGCCGAAGAGCUCUACGACAAGAUGUACGACAUUAAGAGCAUCAACUGCUGCGUGUCACUGUACCUCAACCCUGGCAAGCUGCAGAAACAGCGGAGCACUAUCAUCAAGAACAGCCGAAAUCCUGUGUUCAACGAGGACUUCUUCUUUGACUCUGUGACCUCAGUGCAGGUGAAGAACCUAGCAGUGAAGAUCAAGGUGGUGAAUAAGGGCACCAGCCUGAAGAGAGACACUCUGCUGGGGGAGAGAGAGAUCCCUCUGGGGAAGCUGCUCCAUGGCCUCUAGGUCUGUCCUGACGAUGCAGAAUAGUACUCUGACUAACACAGAAAGAGACUAUGAAUGAUAAUGUGCGUGAAAAAAGAUAUAUAACUGGGGUUUGCUGUUUGAUUGGUCUUCCCUGUAUUCACAUAGAACUAUCUGAAAGGAAGUCAAUGUCUCGUCUGGUCUAGCAGUUUGUCUCUUAGCUGGUCACCUCCUCAACCUUCUAUUCCCUGAACCUGAAGCCCUGCACAGCCCAACUUGUAAAUCAUGUGGUGGACAAUUGAAUAUGGCACAGGUCAAAAAACACCUGCUCGUUUGAGGGACUCACUUUUUGGACUCUCUUGAUCUCGACGUUGAAUGUCGCAUGGUUACAAUUACAUGUGACUCAGACAAUACAGGAUGCGAGUCUAUGAUUCAGUUUUUAUUCAGCACUACAAUGCUUUUAUGGAUCAGGGCGUCUUUGAUGUUGCCACUAUAACUUGAUGUGCAAAUUAUCCUUUGAUCCUGAUUGUUGUUGCGAUCCACAGUAGCCUACUACCGGAAGGAAGGCCAGUCUGUUAUGUGACCACAAUGUCCAAAACCUGGAGAAUAGAGAUCAGACGUCACCGUCUGCUUCCCUAGCGCUUGGCAUGAAUAUGUAAAUGCAGUGAUAUGUUAGCAGUUUGUACUUCAGUUUCACAACACCCACAAGCCUUACCAAGAGUGAUAGAUAGACAGAAAGAGAGAGUGACAGAGGGAGAGGGGGAGGGUGUAUGCAUUACAUUUUAAAGAGUGUGACAUUAUUCAAAGGUGUUGAACAUAAUUUUAUACAUAGAUGUUGUAUUUGUAUAAGACAUAUGCUUCAGUAUGAUGUAUACUGCAUGACCAAAAGUAUAUGGACACCUACUCGUCAAACAUCUCAUUCCAAAAUCAUGGGCAUUAAUAUGGAGUUGGUCCCCCUUUGCUGCUAUAACAGCCUCCACUCUUCUGGUAAGGCUUUCCACUAGAUGUUGGAACAUUCCUGCGGGGAUUUGCUUCCAUUCAACCAUUAGUGAGGCUGGGCACUGAUGUUGGACGAUUAGGCCUGGCUCGCAGUUGGCGUUCCAAUUCAUCCCAAAGCUGUUCGCUGGGGUUGAGGUCAGUGCUCUGUGCAGGCCAGUCAAGUUCUUCCACACUGAUCUCAACAAACCAUUUCUGUAUGGACCUCGCUUUGUGCAUGUGGGUAUUGUGAUGCUGAAACAGGAAAGGGCCUUCCCCAAACUGUUGCUGCAAACUUGGAAGCGCAGAAUCAUCUACAAUGUAAUUGUAUGCUGUAGCAUUACAAUUUCCUUUGACUGGAACUAAGGGGCCUAGCCCAAACAAUAAAAAACAGCCCCAGGCACUAUGCAUUGGGGUAGGUAGCGUUCACUGAAAAGUCACUGAGCUCUCAGUGAGCUCUCAUGCUACUGCCAAUGUUUGUCUAUGGAGAUUGCAUGGCGGUAUGCUUGAUUUUAUACACAUGUCAGCAACGGGUGUGGCUGAAAUAGCGAAUCCACUAAUUUGAAGGGGUCUCCACAUACAUUUAUGUGACUCCAUACAUGACUUUGUAAAUUAUGUACUGCUGGAGAGUGAACGAUUAGCAGCCCUCUGACCCUGAAAACCUUAUAAUUUGCUGACGUCAUUAUUAUGAUGGUGACCUGUGUUUUCCACUCCUGGCAGUGUAGACAAGCCACUAGGCCAGAGGACUGAGAAAGGAAAAGUAUUUACAAUACAAAAUAUUUACAAUAAACAUGAUUUGACAUGAAGGAUAGCCUUCUACUCUCUGCAUGUACUCUGCUGUCCUUUAAAAUGAAUUACAAUACAUCUGAUCUGAUUGCAAUUUCAAGAAGGAGACAGAGGAAAGAAGCAGAGGUUGUUUCUGCAGAUGGUUAAAGGGUCACCACAAACAUUCAUCUUUGAGAUAUGGAGUUAUUUAAUCAUGUCAAACAUGACUAUUUUACAGAAAAUAGCCAUUGUUUUUGUGAGUUACAUUCCCUGUCAUGUUUUAACCUAGACUAUACAAUAGAGCUCUCUACAAUACCAUUGCUUUUCUCCAAGCUUAUACUUUAUAUAACUUUGUUUGGCUCUCACUGUGAGGAUUUUGUUAUUGUGGAAAAUCUGUAAUCUGCUACGAUACUAUUAAAUGAUUCAUCUGUGUGUGCUCAAUGCUCAUGCUAUGCCUGCUGUACAUGGGUGCGUGCUCACUGAGUUGUAACCAAUCCCUUCUUUGGCUUACAUUGGCAUGACUAAAAAACUAAAAUAUUGUCAGUAGAUUUUAUAAUACUUGAUUGUAGUAGGCAGGGUCAAAAUGUAGCCUGAGUGCUUUUAUGAUGAAAAUUUAAUUAAAUCAAAAAGUGAGUAGUGUAUUUUGGGGAUUGCCAACUAUUUUUGUAAUUGAUUGUCUUUUCUUGUUUCUCAUCUACAGAUGUAGGAUUUUAAUUUGAGCCAGUUUUCUACAGCAGUAAAAUAAUCCUGUGGCAGCAGGAAAUGUGAAUUAUUAUGUGGAUUAUAAUUAAUGGACAUUGUUGUGGGCUUUGAUACAUUUUUCGUUAUGGGCAAAUCAAGUCUUUUCCAAGUGGAAAUUGCAAUCUUUAGAAUCCUUUUUAAAACUCAAGUACACGACAAGUUUGCAUUUCCUACGGUGCAGAAUAAUUCUCAGCAACAAAAGAGUUAUCAAAUUAAGAUCUUACAUCUGUAUUUAAAAAAGACAGCCCAAUGUACAUUUGAACUAGGAAUAAUUCUCCCGAGAAAUGAAAACUGUGCUGGAAGCGAUCUCACUCAACAGGUUAGAUACACAAUUAAAACGUGUAAAAAAGAUAAGCAAAAAUUUCAAAUGGAUUCAAUUAACUUUCUCCUCAUGACUGUGUUUUCAAUUAUGCUAUGAUUUGAAGUGCUUUAAAUACUGUAGGCCAGAUCUCCUUGCUGAUUAUCUUCUAUACCAACCACAGGGUUAAUUAUCCUGGUUGAAUACACUGUAAAUAUAUAUAUAUCUUACUAACUAGGCUGCUUAUGAUGCCCAGGUGUGUUGUUUUGUGGGAUGCCAGUGGGAGGGCUUACUGUCAGCUACAUAAUGGAUAAAUAUAUGUUUUAUACAUGCAGUCAUGUAUCAAAUGAAUACAGUGAUUUUAGAUCUGAGCACCUGAUUUCUAACAGUGGAGGAAUACCCACUAUCCUCUAAGAUGUGUGUUUUUCUCUGUUUGUUAUGGGGAAGCCCAGCACCUCUAUUGGGGGUGCAGAAAACCUGCAGAUGUAUAAUGUAUAUAGCCACUUUAAAUGGGUUUGCCAUCAUAGUAUGGACUUCCUUUUUAGAAUUAGACCUCUGCUUGAUGCAUUAGAUACACAGUUAGCCAAUUUGAUUGCCAGCCUUGAUUUAAGUCUCUGAGGGAUUGCCAGAAUUAACUUUACAAUUAGCUAGCUGUUGGUGUUCGGAAAUCCUUCCUCGUUAUUCUGUGCUAAAUGGCUAUUUAAUUACACAAGCUAAAAAGGUCUGACUGUCAAUUUUUUUAAAUUAAACUCGGAUGACUGCUUAUGCGAAAUAAUGAAAGUGGGGAAGAUAUUUAUUUCAGUGAUCUAAUUUCUGCAGUGGAGAGGAGAUGUUUAAUAUGCUGAACUUGUUCUGUUUCUCAAGAAAAUGAAACAAGUGCCAAUCCGUCAUACUUGAUGCCAAAUUCUUUAAUUGUUAUCUCAAGGUGUUAGAUAAAUGAUGGAUGCUAGUUAGUUUCUAUCUACUGUAUUGUUAUUGUUGGUGUGAGUACUUAUGUAUUUUAUACUAUGAUGUCAUUAGUAAUGGACACCUGUGGGUUUUCCUGACUGUUCCUCAAACUGUGUUGAUAUAGGCCUAUGUAUGACUAUGAAAUGCCUUGAUUAAAAGCAAAUGUAUUGUA
Oncorhynchus masou masou (cherry salmon) is the source of this 5242-nucleotide messenger RNA. Its product is annotated as C2 calcium-dependent domain-containing protein 4C-like. The record is from RefSeq and is a predicted model, not a curated record. The coding region runs from base 9 to 1385 and encodes 458 amino acids. Lineage: Eukaryota; Metazoa; Chordata; Actinopteri; Salmoniformes; Salmonidae. The transcript is spliced from 2 exons.